Molecule: messenger RNA, 14345 nt
Organism: Leucoraja erinaceus (little skate)
Lineage: Eukaryota; Metazoa; Chordata; Chondrichthyes; Rajiformes; Rajidae
Product: rho GTPase-activating protein 23-like
Exons: 25
Coding region: 2298-8096 (1932 amino acids)
Biological process (GO): signal transduction
Molecular function (GO): protein binding; phospholipid binding
Source: RefSeq, a predicted model, not a curated record
AGGAAGUCGGGAGGCUGCAGAAAGUCUUGGGCAGGUUGGGAAUGUGGGCAAAGAAGUGGCAAUGGAAUACAGCGGAAGUGCACCUUGGUAGAAGGAAUGAAGGUGUAGACUACUUUUCUAAAUGGGUAGAGGAUUCAGUGGUCCAAAAGGACUUUAGGAGUGCUGUUGCAGCAAUGCCAAAAGGUUAAUUUGCAGCUUGAGUCGGUGAUAAGGAAGGCAAAUGCAAUGAUAACAUUCAUUUCAAGGCGACUAGAAUAGAAAAGCAAGGAUGUGAUGCUGAGGCUAUAUAGGUUUAUAAGGAGGAGGAGGGGCCACAUUUGGACUAUAGUGAACAGUUUUGGGCCCUUUAUCUGAGGAAGGAGAUGCUGGCAAUUGAGAGGGUCCAGAGGAGAUUAACGAGAAUGAUCCUGGGAAUUAUUGGGUUAACAUAUGAGGAGGGUUGGAUGGCUCUGGGCCUGCACUCGCUGAAGUUUAGAAGGAUGAGAGGAGAUCUCAUUGAAACCUACCGAAUUAUAAAAGGCCUAGAUAGAGUGGACAUGGAAAGGAUGUCUCCAGUCGGGGGAGAGUUAGAGCUAAAGGGCACAGCCUCAGAAUAAAAGGAGGUACCUUUAGAAUGGAGAUGAGAAGGAAUUUAUUUAGCCAGAAUGAAUCUGUGGAAUUCAUUGCCACAGAUGGCAGUGGAGGCCAAGACAUUGGGUAUUUUUAAACUGGAGAUCAAUAAGCUCAUGAUUAGUAAGUGGGUCAAAGGUUACAGGGGGAAGGCAGGCGAAUGGGGUUGGGAGGGAAAAUAGAUCAGCCAUGAUCGAAUGGCAGAGUAGACUUGAUGGGUCGAAUGGCCUAAUUCUGAUCCUAUAUUUUAUGGUCUUAUGGUAAUGCAGGAAAACAAAUUAAUUUCCAUGCAGAAACCUUCCAUAAAGGUAAUGUAAUAAACACCAGAAUGCACAUUUUUGUGAUAUGUUUACUGAGGAAUAAAUGUUGACCAGGACAUCAUAGCAUUCCCACAUUUCUCUAAUGGAAUAAUAAAUCAGCAUGUUUUUUUCUUGCAACGGUUUCUUAAAUGAGAUUUCUGCUCACAAAUUUAUUCCUGGUUGCUCAGCACUUCAACUCCCCCUCCCAUUCCCAAUCUGACCUUUAUAUUUUGCUUGAGUAGUUUACACCCUAGCGGUAAGAACAUUGACUUCUCUAACUUCAGAUAGCCCUUGCUUUCCCUCUCUAUCCCCUCCCCCUUCCCAAUUCUCCCACCAGUCUUACUGUCUCCGACUGCAUUCUAUUUGCCCCCUCCACUGACAUCAGUCUGAAGAAGGGUCUCGACCCAAGACGUCACCCAUUCCUGUUCCCCGUAGAUGCUGCCUGACUCGCUGAGUUACUCCAGCAUUUUGUGUCUAUCACUACAUUUAUAAACCUGGGUGAGGGUGUUACCAACUGAGCACAAUUGAUACAUUGUGAUUUCAUUGUGAUUAUUCUUUUACUUGUAACCUACAUAUAGAAAAGUCCAUUGUAUGUGUAAUUUUGUUUCAGAUGAUUGGCAGAGUUAGCAUAAUUAAUUUUUAUUUAUUUUCUGUCUUCCUGUCAAGUAGAAGGCAAAUUAUAGCAAGUUUUGUGGCUUUUCCAACUUUCUGUCUCCUUCAUCAUUACUAUUUCACUAAAGACAAAGUCAGUAGUUAUAUACUUCAUAUUUGAGUCUAAACGUUUUCUUUUGAGAUGAUAUGAGUUGUAAUCCUAGCAGAAAAAUGUAAUUAGUCUGCGUGCAUUCUUUGGUGCUAUGUAGACAGGAUUUGGGAGCAGUCUCUGUAGCCCAUGUGCUGUUCCAGCAUUUCCGUCACAUGUUUCCCCUGUCAGUUGGAAUGUUUACUGGCAGGGAGCCUCCACUUCUUCCCAUUUUAGCCUGCUGUUUAAAUCGCAGCAGUAAUGUUUUCAAUCUGAUUUAGAAAAAAAGAGGCUGCUGCUAACACCACUGCUUUUGUGUGGAGGAAAGCGGAUAAAAGGAACAAGCGUGGUAACAUGCUGCUGCUUUUAACUGUUUUAUUUUGUCUGGUACAUUUCAACUUCGUGUUCACAGUAAUGCUCUGACAGAUUCCCUGGUGCAGAGUACUGGAAGUUGAUUUUGCUUUCCCCUUUGGCUGUGGAUGAGAUGAUAAUUAGAAGACCAAUGUGCGCUCUUCCGCAGAGCAAAUAGACGGCUUUAGCCUAGGGAGGGUGGAGGCUACUAACCGACUGCAAAUUAAAAGCUGUGUAGGGAUAUAGAUUUGUGAGGCUUGGUACUACACUCUGAAAACUCAGAGGCAUCUUUCUCACAGAUGAAUGGCGUGGCUUUCUAUCUCGUUGGAAUUCCACCCUACGUGGAGGCACAAACUAAAACCCAGCGAGAUGAGAGAUCCCCCAAUGAAAAUGCUAACACGGUGCAGGAUGAAAUAUUUUCAUGGCCUGGCCCAAAGACUGUGCUACUACACAAGAACUCUCAAGGUUUUGGAUUCACGUUGAGACACUUCAUUGUCUACCCUCCAGAAUCUGCUGUGCAUCCGAGCUUUAAGGAUGAAGAAAAUGGAAAUGGAAGAGGACGUCAGAAAGGCCAAACAGAACCUAUGGAUACCAUUUUUGUUAAAAGUGUAAAGGAAGGGGGAGCAGCACAUCAAGCUGGGCUUUGUACAGGUGAUCGGAUUGUUAAGGUGAAUGCAGAGAGUAUAAUUGGCAAAACUUAUUCUCAAGUGAUAUCUCUGAUUCAAAAUAGCGAUGAUGUAUUGGAGCUCUCAGUUAUGCCCAAAGAUGAAGACAUUCUGCAGGUGCCUCCUUCUGUUGGGAGGGCAGGUGAGAAAGCUGUAUUCUUCUGCCUGACUUCAACACCUAUGCCAUCCCAUGCUCAGCUGUCAAUAGACAAUUGUGAGGCCUAUUCUCAGGAUGCUUACCUGAAAGGUAAUGAUCCAUAUUCUGGUAGUGCACACCACAUACCAGAGCCGCCACCCGUGUGCUACCCUCGACAUUUGGCCACCACCCAGACGAAAGAGCCUUUACUGACAGAUUCUUCACGGGGAAUGCUAGUGGACAACAGGAAUUACAAUGCCAGCUCGGGUUCUGACAGAGGAUUCUAUUCCGAUCCGUCAUCACCGCAGGAUAUUAGUACCACAACGAGUCCGCCUGCCAGCGUGUGGAAUGAAGGACAGGGUAGAUCGCGAUCAUCAGAUCUGUUGGCUGAGAUUGGAAUAAGUCAUUCAAAUCCCAUGCAUCACGUGGUGGAGGUGCAGUAUGGAAUAAAGCCCAGAUCAGUUUUAAUGAGAGAAAUGACUGCGUCGUCUUCAAAUUCCGUUGUACAGGGUCCAAUAAGCAAUAAAUAUGGUUCGGGUUCAGCUGCUAUGCAAGAUAGAUAUAGGGGGCGUUCUAAACAUGUUCCUUUCUCAUCAGUCUCAAACCACAAUGUUUACUCGGGUCCUAAAAGUAAUGUGGGCCAGAGAACUUACACCAGUUCUGUGAACAAUAGGGAAAAUGACUAUUUUCAUUCUGAUAUUCAGGGUUCAUGGGAGCGACUUGGCAGCACCAAAACAAGCUGCCAUCAAUAUAACCCACCCAGUUGGCAAUCUGCUCAGUUGCCACGUCGAAGCUCCUCUGAAGAUCGUUGUUAUACUGCUAUGCCCCCGAAAUACAGGAGUUACUCUCACGACAGACUUGAGGAGACUUCAUUACACAAACAUUGGCAUCAUAGUGCUUCCCAAGAUACUUUGCUUGAGCCUAUGAAUGAACAAUGGAGUUACAGGACUCGUUCAGAGGAUUAUCUGGGAAAAUAUGACCUAUCAUUGGAGAAUUUAACGCCCAAUGUCUUUACAACAGGUGGCGACAGAUUUGUAUGGACUCAUUCAAAGACUGGUACAACAAGUGGUGGUUUUUCUAAGUCUGGUGGACAAGAACAUUUGUUUUGGCAGCAUAGACCAGUGGGAUACCCUUCAGGUGAUCCUGCAAUGCAUGGUCAUAAGCAUUCAUCCCACCCAAACUCCAGCAGCAGCAGUGGAUAUUAUAAAAACACAAACUCCAGAAUAUCCAUUCCUCCUCAACAGCAAUGCAGAAAUGCAGCUACUCAUUCUCACUCGGUAAAGAGAACAGAUAUUGCACAUGUAGGGCAACAGACUGCCAAUGUUUCUCAAAGUAAAGUAACUCACCUUUCAGAUAGGCCGGUGUUUGUUUCUGGUUUGACUGUCAGUGAGUCCAAGGCUGAACGUUGUGCACCCUUUCAAGUCAGGAGAAUUGAUGUGCCUGUUGUUCGAGACCAAAGACAGACUAAUCAUGAUCGGCAGGGUGGAUUAUACCCAAAACAGACAGACAGGAACUGUGGUAAGGAGGCAGUGUUUCAACAGGACAUUCAACCUUUUGCUGUUGCAAAGUCUGGAGUUUCCCAACUCCCCGAAUGUGAGCUCCCUCCGGAAUUCGUACACAAGGAACAAGAAAUGCCGCCAACAAACAAAGCAGCGUUCUUGAGGCAAAAGCCUCCCACUGGCCGAAGAGUACCACCCCCUCUCCGGUACCCAACUUGUACGGAUAUGGUAGAACCAACAUCCGGCAUCUUGUCACCGGCUGACAUGUCUGAAAAUGGAUCUUUGGAACAGGCAACUGAAAAACUUGAAGUGGCAGCUGUAAAAUCCCCUGCAGACUCAUUGGCCUCAAUUCCAUAUAUUGAUGAGCCAACAAGUCCAAGUAUUGACCUAGUGGCAGGUCACAUCCCUGCCUCAGCUGUUGUUUCCAGUGUCCAGACCUCACCACCAACUAUCAUCACAAGUCCUGCUUCUCCAACAUUCACCUUCCCCCACCUCAUUCACCCUCGACAUUACUCUCAGGACUGCAGCAGCAUUAAAGCCAGUCGACGGUCAUCUUACCUUCUUGCUAUAACAACAGAGAGAUCAAAAUCUUGUGAUGAAGGCCUGAAUGCUUACCAUGAUGAGGCAAAAGUGUACUCGAAAUUGCCAAUCCGAGUUCCUAGUCUGAAGAUGCUGAGAAACUUUUUCAUGGAAGGGUCCUCAGAAAGCUUGGAUGGUUCUGAAAACAACAGAUCCAAGCGCCAUUCUACGUCUGACCUCUGUGACGUGACCUUCAGUGAUGUCAGGAAAGAGGGCUGGCUAUACUAUCGACAGCUGGUCACAGAGAAGGGAAAGAGGGUUGUGAGCAGCAUUCGAUCUUGGAAAAGGGUCUAUGCCCUCGUGCGAUCGCAUUCUCUAUAUCUGCACAAGGACAAAAGGGACGCAGUGACCUAUGUUACUUCUCCUGCUGAGGAUGAACAGCCCAUUUGUGUUAAAGCCUGUCUGAUUGAUAUUUCGUACAGUGAGACUAAAAGGAAGAAUGUUUUCAGGCUGACGACUUCGGAUUUCUGUGAAUACCUGUUUCAGGCUGAGGAUAGAGAUGAUAUGUUGAACUGGAUUAAAAUCAUCCAAGAGAACAGUAAAACCGAGGGAGAGGACACAAGUGCCAGAUUGAUACAAGUCAAAUUAAAGGAGUACAGGAACCAGAGCCCUGCUAAUAAUAAAUCGGACUCUUCGCCAAAAGGAUCACGGCAUCAUGUCACCCGUCGACCGCGAUCCCCCAGACAAGAUAAUGCAAACAAAGAUGAAAGUAGCCCUCCUAAGGACAAGAGCUCUUGGUUGAACAUAAUGAAGAAGACAAAAAAAACAGUUUCUGGAGCAGCUUUUGGUGUUCGGCUGGAGGAGUGUCAGCCUGGUGUAAAAAACAAGUUUAUUCCGUUGAUAGUGGAGAUGUGUUGUAAACUGGUGGAGGAGAAGGGCUUGGAGUACACAGGGAUCUAUAGGGUACCAGGGAACAAUGCCAUGGUCUCCAGCCUACAAGACCAACUGAAUAAGGGAAUGACUGAUCUAAAUACCUCAGAAGAAAAAUGGCAGGACCUGAAUGUGAUCAGCAGUUUGCUUAAACUAUUUUUUCGAAAGCUUCCUCAGCCUCUAUUCACAGAUGAUAAAUACAAUGAUUUCAUUGAAGCUAACAGACUGGAAGAUGCAGCGGAAAGACUUCAAACAUUUAAGAAACUGCUUUGGAAUUUGCCAGAAUAUUAUUUUGAAACCCUGAAGUUUCUCACGGGUCACCUGAAGACGGUGGCAGAUCACUCUGAAAAGAACAAGAUGGAACCGCGGAAUCUGGCACUGGUGUUUGGCCCAACACUUGUGAGAACAUCAGAGGACAAAAUGAUUGACAUGGUGACACACAUGCAAGAUCGGUACAAAAUCAUUGAAACAUUAAUACAACAUUAUGACUGGUUUUUCAAUGAAGAUCAGGACAUGGAUGGGAAAGCUCCAGUUGACCAUGGAUGUAAUACAGAGUUACAACCAGUACCUAACAUAGACCAUCUCCUCUUAAACAUUGGGAGAACUGGAGGAGCACCAGGGGAUAUCUCAGAUUCAACCACUAGUGAUUCAGCAAAGUCGAAGGGAUCGUGGGGGUCCAGGAAGGAUCUAUACAACAGGGAGCUCGUGAUGUCAAUCUUUGCAGCGGCCAACCGUAAAAGGAAGAAAAAGGAGGCAAAAGUGCUUGAAAGUAGCACAGACGAUGAUUCGGAGCAUGAACCUAUUAAGGCUAUUAACAAAGAGAGAUUAUUAGACAAGAAGGAAACGGACAAAAAGAAGGAUGUGGCAGGACAGAAAGAGAAGGAGCUGGGCAUGAGCAGGAACAGAGGAGUGGAGCCGAUUCACCAGUCCAUUGUUCGUAAAGAAAGUCUGAAGAAAGCAGGAGAAUCUAAUCAUUCAAACCAGCACUGCCAUCAGCCAUCUCAGUGGGAGAGCGAAGAGGCUAAUGUGGACUCUUCAUCUAAACCACAUCUCAGCCCAUCUUCAAUUGGCACUGAGCAUUCGCUCAAAGAAGGGACCGCCCUCAAACCUCUGGAUUCAGACAGAAGGAGAAAAUGCCCAGGUGAUCCAACAACUAGUACUGGUCCUCAGUGUAACAACAAUAGUGAACUGUUUUCCAAAAGCUCCAAGCAGAAGAUGUGGCACACACCUGAGAUGGAGCACAGGGAGUUAAUUCCCACCGAUGCCAGCUCAAUUGUUUCAGGAUAUUCCACCAUUUCGUCCGUAAUGACAACCCUGGAUCAGCACUUCUGUUCUGAGGUGCAAUCCAUUGCAGAGAGUAGGGGCGAUGAAGCUGAUGAUGAGAGAAGUGAGCUAAUCAGUGAGUGCGGAGGUCAGAUUGAAACGGACAAUGAAAGUGGCUACCUCACACGCACGCUGCCAAGCAAGGCUUCCAGCUCGCAGCAGGAGAGAGGAAGGUUUUGUCGUCGUGAGUCAGAUAGCAACACAAGCUCUGACAAAGAAGGAAUUGCAACACAAAAGUUAAGCAGUACGCCAUCUUUUAAUUCUCACAGAUUAAUACAGUGCGACACUUUGGCUCGGAAGAAAUUGACCAAACCAAAAGGAGCAAAUGAACUUGGCACCAUGAUCAAUGAAGAUAAAGAGCCUUCAGUGGUAACAAAUCUGUUUGAUAAUGCCAAUCAUCCCAAUUCCACCAAAAAACACAGUUUCCUCAAGAGCGACUCGAACAAAGAAGACACGACAAAGGCAGCAAAACGCAUACUGGCUGAUCAAACAAAAGUUCGCCUCAAAACCUCGGCAGAUGAUAUGUUUGGCGUAGGGCUGAGAAAGCAGAGUUCUCCAGAGACGCGUAGAAAGAAGAGCAUUAGAAGGAGACACACAGUGGUGGUACAGAAUGAUUUAUCAGAGUUUCACUUCAGAGAAUGGAAAGAAAACCAACUGGAAAGCAAGGACAGCAGCUACAAAGGAGGCAAAGCAUCUAACAUGAGCCAGUUAAAGCUUAAAGUUGAUUCUUGGGAGACGUCAGAUUCAGGAGGAAAAAUACAGCCGGAUUUAGAAUCUAAACCCAACGAAAUAUCCAGACCGGGUGACCCAGACCCACAGUAUUGUUCCAGUCAUCUAAGUGGGAAUCUUCAACCUGAACAGCCAGCAUUCAACAACAAGAACUUGAGCAGCAAUACAACCUCGUCUUCCCUGCCAGCUAGCUCGGCAGUAGGUCCAUGUAGAGACAGUGACUCAACUUCAUCCAAGUCCACAGGAAUAAAGGCUCAGAAACAUCCGACCUCUUCUCGAUUCCAUCAGUACCUUUGAUAGAAAUUGUUUAGAGCUAAAACAUUCAGGAGCUAGGCCAACAUAAGGGGUAUAUUUCCUCCCCACACCCCUCGGUAACAGGUUGGAAAACUCCCGAUCAUUGGAGCCAAAAAACUCCAUUUUUAAAAAUGUUUACCAAUAGAAUCCUGAAGUCCCACCAUUGAUGACUUUUUAAAAACACUUUUUUAUCAAUUUCCCUUCACUUAACUAUCUUCCUUUUAUAGAAAAUUGAAAGAUACUGCUGCAUUGUAUUUUUGGAAAUCUUAUUUGUUUCUCGUAAGGGAUUAAGCUAGAUGGACAUUAAGAGACAUACUUGGAAUCUUUAAGGAAAAUCAAAUUAAUUGCUUGGAAAUAACAUUUGAAACAAAAUUACCAAAAGCAUUUAGACUUUGAAUUAUAUGCAGAUUUGACCAACUUUCCAUCGAAAUUCCACAGAUGUGGACAAAACCUUGGAAAAUGGUCUUUUCGGUCACUUAAUGGUUUCUCUCCAAAUUCCAUUGGCUUCUCACAACAGAUAGAGUGAGAUAUCUGUAUCUGGUGAUCUGUUGAAAUCUCCACAAUUAGCAUUUAUCCCAGGAAAUGUGGACUUUUAAAUUUGAAAUUCCCUUCACUAGAAAGGCAAACUCAAAUCAGAAUAAGGUUGGAAUGUAAGGUCUCAGCAUUUGAAAGAUAUAGACUGUCUGAAUAAUGUUCUGCGAAGGAUCUGUCCCCAAAUUAUUUUUCCCUUUAUAUUGUGGUUGCAUCAAGUGUAUUUGGAGCAUUUUAUGUUCUUUACAUUGGAUCUUUAAUUGCACAGGACCGGUCAGAGUGGAUGUGGGCUAAAGGGAAUGAUUCAAAAGGGCUGUAAAUAGUCAGUGUACGGUGUAGUCGCAGAAUUCAAAAGACUUUAACUACUAAUAUGCCGUUGUGGUUAGAGGUUGUCAUAAGAGUAACUAGCGUUGAAAUUGCUUUGCUAACCUUCCAUGUUCUGGUGCAGUUUAACUCAGUUAGUUGAACCUUGGUGCUGCAACUUAUACCGAUCAACGUCAUUUCUUUCCAACCCUGUUUGCACAGAGAACGUGUUGCUCCCAGUUUCAGUUGCUCAAAAGAAAGGGAAGGAUUUGUGAUAGACGGAGCACUUAAACUCUCAUAUAUUUAGGAAAACAUUCAAAAUACUAUGCACGUGCCAUUAGGUACAGCAGCAAGGUGUUGCCUCAUGAUGAAUCUUCGUUACUUUAACUUCCAAUUCCUUAUAGAUGCUGCCUCGCCCGCUGAGUUUCUCCAGCAUUUUUGUCGACCUGCUUCUUAGCUCUAUGCUGUUAUGUCAACAUCUGCUGUGAAGAACAAGGAUAGCCAGGGUAUUGUAGUAGUAUUAGGAGUUAACCCUGACUGCAGAGCUACUGUUUUCAAUGGCCCUUGUAAUACCAGAGAUUGGAGUGUGAUGUCUUGUGAUGGCUACGUAGUCCUAAUUUUGAGAGAAUGCUGAUUAAAAGAGCAGUCUUUUUAAUUGGCUUUGACCUCCUGCUUCUCACAUCUCGCCAAAUAGCUUGGAAAUGAAUCUAAAUAAAAGAUAUUAGUGGUCAGUGAACAAGUUGUGUGACUGUCAUCUGGGUGGCAUCACAACAGCCAUUGAUUUCACUGUCUUAAGGUAAAAGAUAGCAUGAUGCAGGUGGCUUGCAGCCUGCACUGAGAAUAUCCCCCCAGCUUCUCUUCCUCCACUGCCACAACUUCUCUGGAACUGAAGGGGAAAUCCUGUGUGUGUAUUUAAAUAUUGGAUUUGCUGCACUCAGCUUUACAAUGGAGAAACUGGAACACUUUGGAGGAAAUAGAACUAAAAUGCUGGACAUACUCAGCAGGUCAGGCAGCAUCUGAUGCAACCUAACCAGAGCAUUUCCAGCAUUUUGUGUUUACUGCAGAGGUGAGGUUGAAGCUUCCUUUGACCAUCAGAAUAUGCUGUUGCUUGCUCGUUGUUUCCAGAUCUAGUUGUUAACAUAUUAGUCUGCAUUAAAUGUUUACUACCAGAUGAGAGUAAAUUGAAACUUUCAUUUUUCCCUAGAUGAUUAAAGAUUUUUAUCUGGUCCUAAAUAAUUUCUGUUAAUUGCAUAUUAGCUUCCUGCUGUUUAACAACAGAUUUAAUUAUUAAGAAACCAGUUUAUAAAAAGGAUAAAUCUAUUUUCUGCUUUAAAAAAAAGUAGUUAUACUUUACUACAACUAAUGCACUAAUCACUAAAGUAUUUAUGUAUUGUACUUAUUAACAGAAAGAUUAGAUACCCAAACUAACAAGUUAAGUUUUGUUUUAUUUAAUUAAGAUGUCUUUUGGGAGCACCAACUUUGUGUCAAAAUUGGUGAAGGGUGAGUCUGGAGAAUUAUAAAUCAGUUUUAUCAAGAGGAAUGUAGAACCCGUAGAAGUGCUGAUGGAUUUUGAUGGAAUUUAAUGCACUAGCACAGUGGUAGGAAUACAUUUUACAAUCUUUGCCAGGCAGAACAUGGAUUUAUAAUGGCUGUAUUUUUUAAAUGUAAAGUGAAAUGGAACUCCCUUUUCAUUUUAAUCACAAGGAUAUAUAUUAUGGUAGCACUUAGUGUCCAACAUGACUACAUUCAUGGAGAAUAGUUGUCUUACUCAGUUCAACCCAUUCUGCAUCCAAUAUGUAUUGCCACAAUAAAUAUAUCAACACAAGGUCUUCUGGCAUUUGUUCAGCUGGCUGAGGCAAUGACAAAAUGUCCACUUUCAACCUUGUCUUUGCUGAAUUAACAGAUUUCAACCAGAUCAUGAUUCUCUGUAAACAUUAACAAUGACCAGAAAGAAUAUUUGCUUUCCAUGGAACAAACUAAACCCAUGGGAGGGAGACAAAAUCAGGUGGAAGGUUAUAGGAUUGUUGAGGGUUCAGGUGAGACAUUGAGAAAUUGUCAUUAUUCUCAGUGUGGAAUAUAUUAAAAAAUAAUUUUGGGACACUUUAUCUGCCCUUAAUUUCGUUGCCAAUAAUUUUCAGCUCCACCCAGCAAAAGUAGGCAAUUUCUGUAACUGCGAACCAGUGUUUUAUUAUUUUAUUCAACCCUGAAAAGAACUUGCAUUUUCUCCCCAUAACCCAACCUCUUCACUCCGAGUGCAACAUCCAGUUGUUUCUUAAUAAUUCAGUUCAUUAUGUUCACCUGAAUCAGAAGGAAGUGGAACCCCCACAGAAACACACGAAUAGACAAGUGCCACAUUGAUAAGAAUACUUUCUUUGCAUCUGUAAUUGGGGGGGGGGGGGGGUAGAGGAGAAGUGGAGACGAGGAGAUGAGGAGACAGGACUGGAGGUAGGAAAGGGCUGAACAAAUCAUUCACUUUUGCAAUACUCUGAUUAGGAAAAAUAAACUUCUGUUUCUUAAAAAUCCAAGAAUGUAAAGUCAGAAUUUAUGGUCAGUUUUAGAGAACCCAUUGAAAACAUGGUCAUGAACCAGAGCCCUGAUUGCUAAAUUAAUAUUUUACUGCCAGAAGGAAUAUGCAUUCCAGAAUACAAUUUUCUUAAUACUUCUAUUUAAAAAUAUUUACUCUUUAAAAACUGCACUUGAAGAUUCAUUCACCCACAGUUACAGCAAAGGAUAGGUUUAGCUCUUCUCUGUAGAGCAUGGUAUCAUAUCUAGAUAUUGUUUCACGAGUUUCUUGUACACGGCCACAAACUGAAGGACUAGGUGAGGGUUGUUGAGAGAGGCGGAAGAGACAUGCUAUUUACUUAGAUGUUUAAAAAAAAAUACGACUGCACUCCUUUGGCAUUCUCUUUAAAGUUAAUAUAUUGUACAGAGAUCAGAUAGUAAUAAAACUUUCUGGUACAUAGAGUUAGGUUGUAGUUUAUAUAUGUUAGCCAAUAACUGCUUCUAAUUGCAUACAGCAUCGUCAGUUUGCUUAUAAUUAAUUCUAGUAUGAGCAUCUUUUCUAACUUCCCCAUUUAAAAAACUUUCAUAUAAAACCCCAGUGAGGAUGGAAAUAGCAGCUGAUGUUCCACAUGUUUUGUGUAGGCGGAUUAUCCUUGUGAUUUUGACCUUUAAUGUCAAGCCUUUUCCCCUUUUUAUGGCCACCUGAAUGUUGUGUGCUGUUACUUAUUUAACGGAAGAUAAUGAAUCUAAAUUCAUAGUGAUCUUUCUAGACAAUGCUAAAGGCAAUUAGCUGGGGAGAGACUACAAGCACUGACUGGCUCCUGAUGUUUUUUUUUAUUGAUGCAUUUGUGGCUAUAUGAUUUUCUAUGGUUUUGUAUUAAAAAAUUGAGCAUUUAAUCUUGUUUUGUGUGUGUACAUAUAAAUAUAUAUAAUAUAUUUUUGUUGCAUUGUUUACAUUCGUGCUUCUGUGCACAUUUUUUUGUUUCCACUGUUACUUGAAUUUUUAAUUUUCGAUACUUUUGCUCCUCAGCUUGCUCAGGUCGAAUUAAAAACUCGGUAACAUGCUAAUCCUUAAAAAAUGCAUUUAAGAACUUGUUUAACCAGAGCCAGCGACUGCACAUGCAGGGCAUCCACGAUUCCGCUAUAAAAAAUAUAUAUGGUCACCAAUAUAAGGUAUGGGAAAGGUCACAACAUCGCACUCAAAUUGUUUUUGAAGAUUAUGAAAUAAGAAAAGACUGAAUGGUAAACCAUGUUUUGGAAAUAUUGUUCCACGUUAAUUUUACAAUUUUUCUCAGGAUUUUGCUAAAUAAUUCAUCUUUAAACCCAGUUAAACUGCUAUUUUAACACCUAACUGUGCAAAAAAGACUUGAUUAUUAUGAUUCCUUAUUUGCUUCUUGUCUCCCACAAUAAUUGAAAACACCUGUGAUUUCUUUUCAACUUUAAAAUGUAACCUGAAAUCGCUGUACUGAGGGCCACCGUUCCUUCUCAUCCGUGGGGAUGCACAAGGAAGCAUUCUGUGGCUUGUUUGUGUGGCAAUUUCUUGAGGUUCAGAUCAUGAGCAGCAAUAGCUUUUUAGUUUUGAAUCUGUAUAGUCAAGUGUGAUUCAUUGCAGUAUCGCAUCUCUAACCAGUGGCGUCAGGUAUAAAAACGCCCUGCCCUGCUGAUCCAUUGUUCUAGCUGUUAAGACCAAGGAUUUUCUAAAACUACCAUGGUUUGCCAAAAAUUAUCUUAACAAGACAUGACUAUUUCUUACUCAUAUUAUGUGUAAAUCUUUGCAAAUUUUUUAGUGGUUUGUGAAAAUAUUUUCUUCAUCAUGUCUCUGAAAGUGAUUGUUACACACAGUGUGCAAAUGCACCUUAAAACAAGCCAAGUAGUUUAACAGUUUUGGAUUCUUGUUGACCGCAAUUGUAUUUAGCUAAUUUUACCUUUUCAUGUAAAAUGCCUCUUUUUUUUUUGCAAGUUUUUUCACAUCUCGAUUCCAGACUGCUCUGGAAUUUAUUUUAAUAUAACUUUUAACUUUUUUUUUAAUUUAACACAAAUCUUGCCCAGUUAUAAACCUGUUUUGUUUUGUAUAUACAGUAUUUCAUGUUGUUUUUCCCAACGUUUGCUGGAAAGGUUGAGAGAGAGAGAGAGAGAGGUGUGUGGGCUAUAUCUGCUGUGUUGUGCAUCUUGCCAGUACCUGGCUGCUCUCUGGGCUCUUCCUGACUAUUCCAAAACCUGAUGCCAAACGUAAACCCCUCACUUCUGAGCAUCUUGGUUAAGCUUGCGGAGGGGUUGUGGGAUGACCACAAGUAAUUCAGACUGAAACACAACAGUGGCGGGGGGGGGGAUUUCAGUAUUAACAGCCCAUGCUGUGGAUAAAGAAAAACCAUGUGACACUUCAAGACAAUUAGUAAGACACGAUGUCUGACUGAGAUGUUAUACGCCCCACUUUUCCAGCGUUCUUUAUUAUUUGUGUUCGGUUGCUGUUUACCUGCAGUAUUGAGAGAGAUUGUUUGGCGAACAAAGCAUUUCAGUGCUUCCAUUUUAAUACAAAAAAUCAGGCAUUCCAAUGGAGCUUUGGACAAUGCUGUCAACAUGACCUUCUUCCAAUUUACAGUGCUCUGUUUAUUAAAUUACGCAAAUUUGCUGUAAAGUUAACUGCUUAUUUUGUAAAUAUGUUGAAGUAUCAUCUCUGACAAAAGCUGUGUAACAUAGAUAUAUAAAUAGUGUUUAAUUAAAACGUUUCUUUAUGCCUCUUGCCAAUAGGCUGUAAAAGAACAUUGUGAUAUUGUUAAAUUCUGCAUGAACUUCUGGAGUCUACAACUGCAAAUGUACAUGCAAACCGCCAUGCUUUAAAUAAUGCACCAUCCUAUUUUAUAAUAAUGAAAAUAAACUGAUGUCCCCUCCAGUAAAACUAGUUUCCCAUGUAUUUUA